Molecule: messenger RNA, 2534 nt
Organism: Tripterygium wilfordii
Lineage: Eukaryota; Viridiplantae; Streptophyta; Magnoliopsida; Celastrales; Celastraceae
Product: probable 1-deoxy-D-xylulose-5-phosphate synthase, chloroplastic
Exons: 10
Coding region: 229-2403 (724 amino acids)
Biological process (GO): terpenoid biosynthetic process; chlorophyll biosynthetic process
Cellular component (GO): chloroplast
Molecular function (GO): 1-deoxy-D-xylulose-5-phosphate synthase activity
Source: RefSeq, a predicted model, not a curated record
AUAUAUGGAAGGUUAUGAUGGCCACCUUGCUCUGCUCUGGCGAACUCUCUCUCUUUUCGACUUCUUCACCACUAUCAGCAGUAUUGUUGGUGGACAAAGAGUACCAGCUUUUUUUAUUUUCUUCGUUAUCUCCGCAUUUGCCAUUCCUUACUGUGCUUUCUUUGUCUCAAAGUCUUUGAUUUUGGGACAAUUUUAAGCCUCUUUGCUGCUGCUGUUGGUGGGUCCGCAAUGGCUCUCUGUGCAUUUUCAUUCCCUGCUCAUAUCAACAAGGCAGGCGUUUUAGAUUCUCAGAAGAUUGGUUCUUUAUCUUCUCAUUUGUUAUAUGGAACGGAUCCGUUCUUCCAGUCUCUUUGCAGACUCAAUCAGGUACAGGCACGGAAAAGGCCAAAAGGGGUUUGUGCAUCACUAUCAGAAAUGGGAGAGUAUCACUCCCAUAAACCACCAACACCUCUCUUGGACACUGUAAACUAUCCAAUUCACAUGAAGAAUCUAUCUAUGAAGGAGCUGCAACAACUUGCAGAUGAGCUGCGGUCCGAUGUCAUAUUUAAUGUCUCCAAAACUGGUGGUCAUUUAGGCUCGAGCCUUGGUGUCGUGGAGCUCACUGUUGCACUUCAUUAUGUGUUCAAUUGUCCUAAAGACAAGAUACUAUGGGAUGUUGGCCAUCAGACGUACCCCCACAAAAUCCUUACUGGGAGAAGGGAUAAGAUGAGCACAAUAAGACAGACAAAUGGAUUGUCCGGAUUCACGAAGCGCUCAGAGAGUGAAUAUGAUAGCUUUGGUGCUGGUCACAGCUCCACUAGCAUCUCUGCCGGUUUAGGGAUGGCUGUGGGAAGGGAUUUAAAAGGUAGAAAGAACAAUGUUAUUGCAGUAAUAGGUGAUGGUGCCAUGACUGCGGGACAAGCUUAUGAAGCCAUGAAUAAUGCAGGGUACCUGGAUACUGAUAUGAUUGUCAUCCUUAAUGACAACAAGCAGGUUUCUUUGCCCACAGCUAAUCUUGAUGGGCCCAUUCCACCAGUAGGAGCUUUGAGCAGUGCUCUCAGUAGGCUGCAAUCAAACAGGCCUCUCCGAGAACUGAGAGAGGUUGCAAAGGGAGUUACCAAACAAAUCGGUGGACCAAUGCAUGAACUGGCAGCUAAAGUUGAUGAAUAUGCUCGAGGGAUGAUCAGUGGUUCUGGCUCUACAUUGUUUGAAGAGCUUGGACUCUAUUAUAUUGGUCCUGUUGAUGGUCACAACAUUGAUGAUCUUGUUUCCGUUCUCAAAGAGGUGAAGAGUACAAAGACGACAGGUCCAGUCCUAAUACAUGUUGUCACGGAAAAAGGUCGUGGGUAUCCAUAUGCAGAGAGGGCUGCUGACAAGUAUCAUGGAGUAGCGAAGUUUGAUCCAGCUACUGGAAAGCAGUUGAAAGCCAGGGCUCCUACACAAUCUUACACAACUUAUUUUGCCGAGGCUUUGAUUGCUGAAGCAGAGGCUGAUAAAGAUAUCGUGGCAAUCCAUGCUGCAAUGGGUGGUGGAACAGGAUUGAAUCUUUUCCUUCGCCAAUUCCCCACAAGAUGCUUUGAUGUUGGGAUAGCGGAGCAGCAUGCAGUUACUUUUGCUGCAGGGUUGGCAUGUGAAGGCAUCAAACCAUUUUGUGCAAUAUACUCAUCCUUCUUGCAGAGGGCAUACGACCAGGUCGUACAUGAUGUGGACCUACAAAAGCUGCCUGUAAGAUUUGCAAUGGACAGGGCCGGACUGGUCGGUGCAGAUGGUCCAACACAUUGUGGGUCGUUUGACGUCACUUUCAUGGCAUGCCUUCCUAAUAUGGUUGUCAUGGCUCCUGCUGAUGAGGCAGAGCUUUUUAACAUGGUUGCUACUGCUGCUGCCAUAAAUGAUCGGCCUAGUUGUUUCCGAUAUCCAAGAGGUAAUGGGGUAGGCGUUCCGCUCCCCCCAGGAAAUAAAGGGAUUCCACUUGAGGUUGGGAAGGGAAGGAUAUUGAUUGAAGGGGAGAGAGUGGCACUAUUGGGUUACGGGACAGCAGUUCAGAGCUGUUUAGCCGCUGCCUCUCUGGUUGAACCUCAUGGCUUGAAGUUAACUGUUGCAGAUGCUCGAUUCUGCAAGCCAUUGGACUGCGCCCUUAUUCGCAGCCUAGCAAAAUCACAUGAAGUCUUGAUUACAAUAGAAGAAGGUUCAAUUGGUGGCUUUGGAUCUCAUGUUGCUCAGUUCAUGGCUCUUGAUGGUCUUCUCGAUGGCAAAUUAAAGUGGAGACCACUUGUUCUACCUGACAGAUAUAUCGACCAUGGAUCGCCAGCUUACCAGUUUGCCGAAGCAGGUCUCACACCAUCCCACGUUGCAGCCACAGUGUUUAACAUACUUGGACAAACAAGGGAGGCUCUUGCAAUCAUGUCAUUGAGCCACAGUGUUUGACAUUCUCUUGACAAUCUAAAUCUCUUACAAUUUUUGUCUUUGAUUAGUGUAAAAAAUUGUUCAUAUACCAACCAUCUCAUGAAGUAGCAUCAAUAUACUGUAAUAAAAUUUCUUCUCUCUUUCAUAUCCAA